Aspergillus calidoustus is the source of this 962-nucleotide messenger RNA. The record is from the annotation of a GenBank genome assembly. Lineage: Eukaryota; Fungi; Ascomycota; Eurotiomycetes; Eurotiales; Aspergillaceae.
AUGAUAAGAGUGAUCCUUUUUUUUCCUUUAGACAUGGCCGCAACCGGCUGUUGUCAACAUGGGCGGAGCCUCGGGACAGGUAUAAAGAUGGCCUCUCCUCCAGCAGCACUGGCAACAAGACCAAGCUCCUCCUCAAUCUCGUUUUCACCACUGUGUGGUUGAAAAAAAAAACAAGAAAACGCACUCUCAAUCUUAAAACAUCUUUCUUGUGGACUCGCUGCUACGAUCUCUUUCUCCAAUCAACCCUCUGUGAGAUCAGCGAAACAACAUCUGCUGUCCAACUGUCCCGCUAUAAGCCGCGCUCGACGGUCCAACCAGCCACGCUUCAAUAUCUCAUUGGCGAAAUGGUUCCAUGGAAUGCAGGUGCAAGCAUCGCUCAGGAUAUAUGGGAAGGGAAUGUACUCGUAGCCGAGAUGCCCAGGGUUCAUGACGCACUGUCAGCCAAGCAUGUUCUGGAGCAAUUCAUUGUGGAAGCUGGCGGCACAACAAACACCACCGACGUGAUUAUCGGGUAUCAUCCUGGGAAAGAACAGUGGAUGCUCUUCGGGCGCCUGAGGUGGCCAGAGUAUAUGAUACGGGUUCCGGACGACGUGGAGGAUCAGAUGCCGGGAUCGUUGAUGCGCCAGGAGCAUCGGGACUUCCUUCCCAGAUCAUUCGGGAUCGACGUCUUGGACAUUAAGGAUACUGUUCGACUAUUCGACCCUGGUGCCAACAAGCAGAGAUACCAUGCUGCAAUUGCAGAAUUGGAGCCAACGUCUGUGUCGCACGUCAUGCUGUACAGGAGGAUUCCUUAUCUGCUUAAAAAGGAUGGCAAGAUAGUACGGCACGACUACAACAGCUACAAAGCAACGCUUCACCUUGACAUUGGAGGGUUGAGCAAGGUGUUAGAUCGGCUGAAAAGCGAAGAAGACGAAGUUGACUAGGACUCGACUAAGUAGGAGCGGUGGACGGCUGACAGCGGC